This is a messenger RNA of Dendrobium catenatum, 1826 nucleotides long. RefSeq names its product trihelix transcription factor ASIL2. The coding region runs from base 168 to 1376 and encodes 402 amino acids. Gene Ontology annotation, molecular function: transcription cis-regulatory region binding. The transcript has 2 exons. Gene Ontology annotation, cellular component: nucleus. Lineage: Eukaryota; Viridiplantae; Streptophyta; Magnoliopsida; Asparagales; Orchidaceae. The record is from RefSeq and is a predicted model, not a curated record.
UCCAGAUUACGUGCGGAGUCCCAACAAGGACCCCAAAUGCUGGGAGAGGCGAGGGUUUUCCGAUCGAAACCUAGGGUUUUGGUUUCUGCUUUUUCUUCUUCUCAUUUAUAUCUCGACUCUCUCGCCCCAUGCUGAUCUAGUAAUAUUUUCCCUGAACUCCUUCACGAAUGGAUGACACGGAGGACGACGCCAGGUAUCCCCCAAAUUCCUACACCCAAAGUAAUCGCCGCCCCAUUCCUUCUUCCAAUUACUCCAAUCUCCACGCUCGCAAUAACUCCUACCAAUUACAAAUCCCUCGCGGCUACCCCGAUGAUUACGUUGAUGAAGAUGAGGAGGAACGGAACGAAGUCGAUUUGGCCGUGAAUGAUGCCGAAGAAGAAGAAGACGAGGAGGUUAGCGGCGGACGAGGUUAUCUGCAGACACGGAACGAGGUCGACGAUGACGACGAGGAUGAUGCUGACGAAUCAUCUGAGAGCCGCGGGAAGCGGCGUAGGCUUGAUCAGUACGCACGAGGCUUUGAGUUGGUCCCCCGCUCGGUCGUUACCCCUGCGGUGAAGCCGCUGUCUUGUCGAACAUCGCUGGCCGAUUGGUCGGAGGACUCUACUUUCGCCCUUCUGGAUGCGUGGGGAGAUCGUUUCCUGCAGAACGGCCGGAAGAGUCUUCGCUCAGACGAAUGGGGUGAGGUCGCCAAGAAGGUCUCCCAGGGCUCUAAGACUCCCCGAUCCGAAGUUCAGUGUAGAAACCGCUUGGAUACUUUGAAGAAAAAAUAUAAGAAGGAGAAGGCUAAGUACCCUGAUUACUCUAGCUCAAGCCGCAAGUGGGUUUAUUUCCGUAAGAUGGAUGAGCUGAUGUCAUCACCUCCUCCUCCACCCCCUGCAGCCCGGCAACAUUCUCAACUACCUAGGCUCCCCUGUGGCAUUGAUGCUGGAGAGUAUGUCUUUGCAAGCUCUAGGCUUUAUUUGAAUAACUCCGAUGCUAUAGCUGAGAUGAGGGAUAGCCCGGGUGAUACAGCCUCUGAAGGGGAGGGUGACGAGGUGGAUGAUGAGUCUGAUGGACUACCACCAAGAAGAGAGAAGGUUGGAGGAAACUCAGAGUCUUCUUUCAAGAUGCUUGCUGAUUCAAUUCAGAAGUUUGGUGCCAUUUAUGAAAAAAUUGAGAACAAUAGGAGGCAGCAGAUGGCAGAGCUGGAGAGGAUGAGGAAGGAGUUCCAUAGGGAUCUCGAGUUGCAGAAGAGGCAGAUUUUGGAUGGGGCACAGGCUGAGAUCGCUAGGAUAAGACAGGAAGAUAGGGAGGAGGAGGGCGAAGAGAACACUGAUGAGGACGACAAUGGUGAUAAUGAUGAUACUGACGUUUCUGCAGAGAAUAUGAGCGGGUGAGAAUUUAGAUUGGAGGAAAUAUUUGCACAGUUGUUUCCAAAAUCAUCGUUCUUCUGUGGAAUCAGAACUUCAGAAGCCUUCACUUCUAUCUUCGGCUUAACGGCAGCUUCAGAAUUAGCUUAAAUUUCUUCUUCAGGUUUGAGCUUUUCAGUAACAGUAUCAAAUACAAUACUUCUUCGGGAGCAGCAUCAGCAUUAAUUACAAUAGCUUCAGAUUUUGGAUCUACAGAAUCAGCAGCUUCACAUUCUAGUUUAUGAUUAGCUUCAGCUAUAAUAACUUCUUCAGUAGCAGAAUCUUCAAUACAGUGUGAUAAUAAAUUGAAUUUAUUAGCAUUUAAUACAACUAAUGAUCAGAAACUGGAGUAAGCAUUUGUAAGAAUAGAUUUCACAUUAUCCGCAGCAGACGUUUCUGAAUGAAUUACUGAAGAUUUAGCAUUCUGAAUUUUAUCAA